AUGCUCGAACGUGCAACAGGCUGCCUCGAGAACGCGGGACGGCGUUUCCUUCAAGAUUCCAAUGGCGUGAUCCGAAAAAGAAACUGCCUGUCCGGUCAUUUCUGGAAGCACAAUGGCGCCGGAGCGGAUGCUCCUCAGUGGUUUAUCGCGCUUUUGCAGGCGUCAGGCCAACGAUCGUCCCCCGUUCUUAGCAGUCAACACGAAAGCGGAGAGCCAAGCGAUGGGAUAGGGCCAUCGCUCGAAUUCUUAUAUCCUGGGCAUGCUCAAACUUUGGUAGCUUCGCGUCUGCCUCGCUCCCAGAACAGGACUGGAUUUCGGAGGAGACCAAACCUGGGCUUUUCCAGAUCUUAUGCUUCCAUUUCAAGUCUUCAACAAGCUACCGCAAAGACUUCAUCCACCCACGAAGACGCAUCCAACCGGGCCCAAGAGCCUCAGGAUCCAGAAUCUCUUGAUAAGGACGGGAAAGCGAGCGCAACACUCCGGGCUUUCCUUCAGAAGAAUGGCAGCGAAUUUGAUAAAGCUUGGGUGAUGUACGUCGCAGCCGGAUGUCCGUCGGAACUCAAUUCUGCACUCUGUGCAUAUAUGAGUAAAUCAUCCAGAGAAAAGGAACAAAUGCGAGCAUGGACGCUCUUCAGAGCAAUCGCACCCGAAGAUCUCACUGAGUUAGACUUUAAGAACAUUAUAAGCUCACGGCUUCUAUCAUUGCCGGAUCGAAAACCCGCGAAUCUUGGCGGUAUCUGCCGGCGAGCCAUUUCCACGCCAUUUGCUCAAGAGAUCAUCUCGCUGGGCCUGAUGCACAUGGUGGAAAACAGAGAGUGGCCCAGAAUUGUCUCAUUAUGGAGCUCCCUAUUGGAGACUCCUGGAAACGAGCGACCGCCAUUGGAAUCUUUGCUAGAUCGGCUUGAUCGCUUUCACUUUCCUGGCUAUUCCCUACCCAGGCAUCUCCUUGAUUUAAGAAAGUACUUGGCAGCCGAUAACAAGUAUCUUACCCCUGCGGCCAGAGACUUUAGCUCCCGUCUAUUUGAACGAUUUUUCGAGUCUCGUGACAUGGUCAAACUCACACCGAUAUCAACUAUGCUUUCACUGUUGCUCAAGUACGGAGAUAUCGGUUUUACGACCCCCGCUCACUAUUUUCUUUCGAUAAAUGUCUACCUAAGAUCAGAGCAGCGGUCGGAAUUUGUCAAUUGCAUCCUUUUGUAUCGCCAAUUGCGCAAACAACAUGAGCUAGCAAGGCCAACCAUACAAACGAUUCGUUCCAUCAUUCAAAGCUUGUUGAAAUUCAAGAUGACCGACAGCUUGCCAUACUUUUUGGACGAAGAGGCGGAGUUUGAUAAGGAUAAACAAACAAGCGUCCGCUCAUACAAUGACGCAAUGGUUGCUUUUUCUAAGACUGGGGAUGUGCAAACCGUCCAACACUUAUUCGACAGGUUCGUUGCAGAUCACGGCAGCCCAAAGACCCAAAGGUCGGUGACCCCCCUUCUUGUCGUUCACGCGCGGCUAGGUGAUGUGCGCGAAACACGGCGACAAUUCGAUCGAAUUCCUACAGAAUUUGGCCUCCCGCUGAACACAGUCUGCUGGAAUAUACUGCUUCUGGCGCACACUACUGCCAAGGAUCUAUCAGGUGCUAUAGCUGCCUUCUCAGAAAUGCGAGAAAACUAUGUACCUCCCAACUCGUACACGUUUGGCACACUGAUGGGGAUUUUCGCCCAGCGAGGCGACAUCGAAGCCAUCCGUCAAUUACUCAAAGAGGCGCAGAAGAGCCGAGUACGAAUCACGAGGCCGAUGCUUGAUUCGGCUGUUCAGGCGUACUGCAAGAAUGGGCAAUUGGGUCAUGCAGAAGAGCUUGUCGCAAGCAGCUGGGAUUUAGCGGUGGGGGGGUCUCCCUUGCGAAUGUGGAAUUUUCUUCUAAUGCGAUAUGCAUUCAGGGUAUCCAAGUUUUCCUUCCGACGCGUCCUUGACCGCAUGGGACGGCUAGGCUUGAAACCGGAUAAAAUGACUUACGCGGCUAUUAUGCUUGCUUAUGUCUAUUCCAAGCAAGUGGAUCGUGCGCAGACUACUCUCAGGAAGAUGCAUGAAGUUGGAUUCGAAGCAACCGAGCACCAUUUUUGUAUUCUCUUGCUCGGAUAUGUGAAGCAACGGAACCGCGAUAUGGUGCAUGUCAUCUCCCGCGAAAUGCAAGCACGCUUCGGUCGAGUUGGGAUGGAGGCGAGCCUGUUGAACCUGAGAAUGCAGAUUGCGAGAGACGUGGAAAGCGCAAAAGAUCUUCAGGCACCUGUUGAAGAUAUUGUCUUCGAGAACGCAGAAAAGACACUUGCUGAAUCAAUCGCACGAUUCGAUACCAAUCCCUCGCCACCCAACAGUCGAUUAUCUAGCCCGCUAGAGGGCUUUGUUGUUGAGUCUUUCAGUGAUACCCACUAUCAACGGCUGAUCGACGCAUACGGCCUCCAUGGUGGCGCUGAAAAGGCACUCCAAACCUUCAACCAUUACAUACAAUCCAGACGAACUGCGGGAUCAUCGGACGGCGAUGAAUUGGCAUCCUUACCGAUUGACUUCAUCAAAGCCGUUAUGAAUGCUUAUCUUAGAACCCAGAACUACGAGAAAGUAGAAGAGUGCUGGCACACUAUUAUGGCAAAUGUAAGCAAGACGGCCGGUACCUGUGACCUUGACAAAAUCUUGUCUUCACAGUCGCCGAUGUCAACCCUGCCAGCACCAGCUGAGUCCCCUCUCCCGUCAAUGCUUUCAAUGCCCACCACUCAAUCAGAUAAGCCCAAAAUCAUUCCUGCCCAACGUUUCAUCCUGGACUCUCCACUCUCGAUUUACCUGCACUCGUUGGCUCGCCGAGGCAUGUUUGAGAGAAUGCAUCAAGUUGUGGCCGAAGUUCAGACAGCAGGCUUUGCAUUGACUGGUUUCAACUGGUCAGCUUACGUUCGAUCGCUUGCGACAUCUGAUAAUUAUCCCGACAAUGUGGAGGCAUUUCGACUCUUCGAGGAGAAGUUCAUCGCUCAUUUCCCUGGUUGGUCAUGGUUUCUCAAGGGAUAUGGCGUGAGACCACUCAAUGCCCCCGUGACAAUCCUCCAUCUCGAAGGUCGCUCGGGUAUCACUAAACCUCGGAGAAUGAUGGGAAAAUUGGCCCGAGAACAUUGGCGCAAAAUCGAGCCCGAUUACAUGCACCCCCAUUACCCUACCAUGGUCCAACUAGCCGGCACACUGCAAAGGCUCCGGCAAACAAGCAUUAUGGAGGGGAAUCAGCAUCUGGCAAAUCUCUACAAAAUUGCGCCACGGACUGUCGAUACCCUCGCCGCGAUGCCAUAUGUGCCUGACAAACAUCAGGGUACAAUCCUGCGCGGCCAUGCAGCAAGAAGCGAGAUGCUUCCACGCCAGGCCCACCUGUUCUCCUCGCGCACUGGUGCUCUUGGCCCUCGUUGCAACAGACAAGAACGCAGCUUUAAGAGAGCGGCUGAGGAGCCUCUCCUAUCGAACAAAACCCAAUUGUCCGUGUCUUCCGCGGACGAGUUGAAUCGUACUGGCUUAUUCCGCAGUCCAGAACAGAGCUCAUUGGGCGAUUUGGCAAGCAUCCUUCCUCGCCAGGACCAAGUUGACCUGCAAACCGCAAUUGACGAGGAAUAUAAUGUGACAACACAAUGGAAGCUCAAAGCCAGCCAUUACAAGGAGAGUAUGGAGAAGGCGUUCAAGUCCAAUAAUAUCCCGUCCGCUGAGGCCUACAAGCGACGUUUGAGAAGGUUGCAACAUCCCGACUUCCAGAAGCCGACCCCUGAGCGGCAACUGUUCGACAAGCAUAACCGCAAGUGGAAGCUGCAUACUCCAACCCACCUUCUCUUCAAACCCAAUUCUGGGCUGCAUGUGAAACCUGGACGAACACCCUCACAACGAGACAACGUGCGAAGAAAGUACAAGGGACCCUGGACGACGCCCAGGGAAGAACCGAGCGACGACCGUUGA
Molecule: messenger RNA, 3960 nt
Organism: Penicillium hordei
Lineage: Eukaryota; Fungi; Ascomycota; Eurotiomycetes; Eurotiales; Aspergillaceae
Product: putative translation regulator (Cya5)
Exons: 1
Coding region: 1-3960 (1319 amino acids)
Molecular function (GO): protein binding
Source: RefSeq, a predicted model, not a curated record